This is a messenger RNA of Pseudozyma hubeiensis SY62, 282 nucleotides long. RefSeq lists its product as hypothetical. The transcript has a single exon. Lineage: Eukaryota; Fungi; Basidiomycota; Ustilaginomycetes; Ustilaginales; Ustilaginaceae. The record is from RefSeq and is a predicted model, not a curated record. The coding region runs from base 1 to 282 and encodes 93 amino acids.
AUGCAGCGGCAGCCGCUCGAGCGUGUGAGCAAGCGCAGACGUCGAUACAGUUGCCGCCUACGCCGAAUUGUGCUGGACGCGUCCUGGAGCGCUGCAGACUUCGGCAGCAGCAACAGGCUCAAGGCGCAAAAACUCGGCUACGCUCGCCGCUUCCAUUCACAUUGCAUAGCUGCAAGGAACGGCCAGUCCCAGGUAUACUGUACUACGGAAUUCCGAACCAUGUUUCCCAUGCCGAGCAGCUUGGUGCAGCGGAAAAGGUCCGUGGUGAUCGCGAUGAAGUAA